AUUGGUCAGGAUUCAUUGCCUCAUCCACAUGGCAUUCCUUCAAGUGUCAUUAAAUGGCUUCAUUCUCCUCAUACAACUCGCCAAUGGUUGAAUGGAUGUUCUCCUAAUGUAUCUAGAACCAGGGUUCGUGAGCAUCAGGCCAUCCUUAUUUCCGUAAACUCGCAUUUACAAUGCGAAAUAAGCUCAUAUUUCGUUUUAAUCACGCACAUGCAUGCGGAUACUAGAGGCUUGUCUUGCUUCUCCUAUCCCCUCCGUUUCGUCCUACUUGAAAAUCCAUCCUAUGUAUCGCCUAUUGUGAAUAUACUCAACACAGAAUAGGGUAGGUCAAGAGAACAUUACAACCAAUGGAUCGAAAUCUUGAAAUUUUGAAUAACUUCUGUCAUUUAAAACAUGCAUGAACUUGCACUUUUCCCCAUGCUUCUUCAGCUCAAAAGUGUUCCAAUUUCAAAGCAGAGGACUUUCCCUAUCAUCGCGUCAAAUGGUGUUCGAUCCCAAUUUUAAGAUGUUCUUAUGAGUUGAAUUCAGCUUCAUAGCAAAAAUUGAGACCAUCAUCAUUGGCCCUCUUUUCUGAAGGACUUCCUUGACCUGUUGAAAGGAGCAAGUUGCAUCAUAGACAUCUGAGACAAGGAAAUAUUGUUGGAAUUCGGUCCAUAUCCUCAUCAUUACCUUAUGGAGUCUAGUAACCAACGUCAUGCGGUAUUCCCUCGUAGGAGUUGAUAACAACGACACAAUCCGUAUGAGACAAAAGAAGUGAUUGCAACAAAUUCACCGCUUCAGCAUCUCCUACUGUGCUUGUUGCCUGAGAGCAAAAAAAACGACAGAACUAUUCUCAAGGACGUGCUCAAUCCAAACAGUGGACGUAAAGUACGCGCCAUGAACAUUUUGUUGAGUGCGUUCCUCUUUUUGGGGACAAGUGUUCCUUUCAGCCAUGAAUACUCCAUGGGAGCACCGGACAGUGCAUGUAUCCGGAUGCAACCAGGCCAUACCUUUGAUCCUCAAACCAGUGAACCUCCGGUUAUGCUCACGCUCGAAAAGGAUCAAGUGGCCCCGGGUGGUUCCAUCAGGCUAAAGUUAGAAGGGCUGAGCGGAGGAUCCUUUAAAGGAUUCAUUAUUCAGGCCCGUCAGGUUGGCAAUGAGGACAAUCAAGUUGGUUCCUUCGAGACCGAGCAGGCCAGCUACAUGACUUGUGGCCGAGGAAUUCAUAACUCGUUAACGCAUCAAUCCAGCGCUGAUAAACAGAGCGUGGAAGCCCUUUGGAAGGCACCACAGGAUUUUGAGGGAGAAGUGGUCUUCCGUUACUCGGCUGUGGUGGCCUAUGACAAAUAUUGGGUCCGCAUGGAAACGCCACAAGUUCGUGUAACCAGAUCAGCUCCUCAAGAGACUACGGAAGCCUCUGAAUCUCCGGUCUUUGUUGAUGGAAUCCAAUUUCCAGAGGAGGAUCAGCCCACUGAAACCUCCUCAUCAACUUCUUUUACAAACUUUGAUUCUGGUUUGGAGGACGCUUCACAGAGCAGUGAAUCAGAAUCCUCAAGAGAUACGUUGUUCUCGACUACCGCCACCACUACCACUACCACCACCACAACAACUACAACCACCACCCCGGAAUUGACAACCGAAACUUCGAGCCUCGAAAGUGAUAACCCAAUUUUCAUUGGCUGUGGAAGUUCCAAAUCGUGCUUCGGAAUCCCUCAAGAUUGCAUUAACACCGGAGGUUGCCAAGCAGUGGUCUCCUACGAGCCUUCGGGAACCGAUUGGCUUUUCAAAGUGACCGGAAAGUCAGAUGGUUAUAUCGCUGUGGGUCUUUCCUCUGACGAACGCAUGGGUGACGAUCUCACUACUGCUUGUUACUACGACCAAGGUCUUGGUGAGAUUCAAAUUCAAUCUGGAGUGAACAAUGGAUAUAGCAACGAAGUCCUCACUCCACCCCAAUUCGCCAUACAUGACUUUAAAGGGAGCUAUGAGGAUGGAUACAUUUCGUGCGAGUAUAAGAGACCCUCCACUGUGGAAGUCCCAAAAUUGGUCAGAACGUUGGAUUUGGGCAAGGACAAGUUUGUGAUCUUCUUGGCCGAAGGAGGGUUUGGAAGUGGACAAAUCUUCAAGCAUCGCUCUAAGGAUAAAUCAGCCGAGCCGCAAGCUUUGGGCAUAGUGUCCAAUCUCGAGGCACACUCCAAGCUCUUCAUUAAGCUUCAUGGAUCAUUUAUGAUUGGAGCCUGGAUUUUGUCGGCAUCAAUUGGUAUCAUCUUGGCAAGAUACUUCAAGCAAACGUGGUUAGGUAGUAAAUGCUGCAAGGUCGAUCAGUGGUUUAUCUGGCACAGGUUCUGCAUGCUCACUACCUGGGGUCUAACCAUUGCGGGAUUCAUCUUGAUCUUCCUGGAAUUGGACGGAUGGACUGAGAUUCCCAUAUCGGAUAAUCCUCAUGCAGUCCUCGGAUGCAUCACAACGGGUCUCUGCUUCAUGCAACCUCUCAUCGCUCUACUCAGAUGUCACCCCGAGCACAAACAGAGGCCCAUCUUCAACUGGAUUCAUUGGUUCAUUGGUAAUGCGGCUCAACUGGUGGGUAUUGUUGCUAUCUUCUUCGCAGUGGAACUUGACAAAGCUCAGCUCCCAAAGGAAACUGAUUACCUCUUGGCAGCCUUCGUGGCUUUCCACUUUUUGAUGCACGUGAUCUUGUCCAUCUUAAUGUGCACAUCCGAUAUGAGGAAGGAAAAGCAAGGAUAUUCAGCUUAUCCAAUGCGAAGUCUUAACGGCAAAGGCUAUCCGGAUUAUGACGAGGUGAAACGAGACGCUCCGGGUGGAGGCAUCAGAAAAUUCUUCUUAGUGAUCUACAUUUUGGUCGAUUGCGUCUUGGCAACUGCCCUGAUCCUUUUGGUUGUUUAUGCACCAAUUCGACCCACUUUGGAGGACAUCGGAAUUCUAAGACCCCAGUGAAAACUCUUUUAUCACUUGGUUUGGCAUGCCAUACACAUCAAGUGAUGGAACGCUUCCAUGCCGGCAAACAAAUAUCUUCAUGGCAAUGGCAUUUGAACAAAAACUUGAAAUGAGUGUGAAAACUGAUGACUCGUGACAUCGCUAGUGGUCAUUUCAAGAAACCUGUGGUGCAACCGAAUAAGGAAGGCCUAGAAACUCGCACAAUUGUGGUAUCACGCAUUGUAAAUCUUCAAGUGAGCUCCUGACUAAAACAUAUUUGUACCAUAUUGACUGAGAUGUAGUUACAGUCUUAUCUAAUGAACAUAAAUUUAUUAAACACUAUAUGCGAGAUAUAAUAUUAUCUGUGAUGAAUAAAAUUUUACAACUCCAGUA
Tigriopus californicus is the source of this 3300-nucleotide messenger RNA. RefSeq names its product putative ferric-chelate reductase 1 homolog. Bases 874 to 2928 code for a protein of 684 amino acids. The record is from RefSeq and is a predicted model, not a curated record. The transcript has 3 exons. NCBI's taxonomy places the organism in Eukaryota, Metazoa, Arthropoda, Copepoda, Harpacticoida, Harpacticidae. Gene Ontology annotation, molecular function: oxidoreductase activity, acting on metal ions.